Messenger RNA from Diorhabda sublineata, 1855 nucleotides. Its product is annotated as potassium channel subfamily K member 1-like. The transcript has 5 exons. The record is from RefSeq and is a predicted model, not a curated record. Gene Ontology annotation, molecular function: potassium ion leak channel activity. Bases 413 to 1516 code for a protein of 367 amino acids. Gene Ontology annotation, cellular component: membrane. NCBI's taxonomy places the organism in Eukaryota, Metazoa, Arthropoda, Insecta, Coleoptera, Chrysomelidae. Gene Ontology annotation, biological process: potassium ion transmembrane transport; stabilization of membrane potential.
AGUCUACAAUUUUGUUUGCCUCCAAUAAAUUGUUUAUUGUUAUCAAUAGUUAUUGACAAAGUUAAUUGACUAUAUACUCAGGUAAUUAACAUCAGAAGACGAAAGAAACUAAAUAAAAACCCCUCUAAUCAAUAAUUUACGAUAAGAUACGUAUAUAUAUAUAACCUAGUCUGAACUGUUAAAUCUUGCCAGUUGUUAACAACAGAUUGAUAUUCAUGUUAGUGACAAAGUAGUGAGUGUUUUUUCGGUGAUUUGAAGUUUUUUAGAAAUUUCCAAAAUGAAAGAACGGACUAUACAGAUUUUCACUUACGUUUUCGUAUUAAAAAAUGAACUUUUCUCACAUCCAAGUGAAUAUUUAUAACAAAAGUGAAAACUGUCGUAUAGAGUGGUAUUUGAACAUUGAACAUUUGAAAUGGAUCACGGGUAUUACGGAUCCAUAAGUAUUCCUUACCAUUCGGAGGAAAUCGAGAAAUUGAUUCCUAUAAAAAGAUCGUCCAUCAAAAAAGAUUAUCAAGGUCUAAAAAUUUUAGGAAUGUGCAGAUCUACGUAUUUAUUUUCAGUUUUUUUGUUUUUUUAUAUUUUUUUCGUAUGCAGUGGGGCGGCUAUAUUCACUUAUUUAGAAGAUCCUCAGGAUAGACUUACUAGGAUGCGAUUAAGAGCAGCUAUACAGAAAUUUCACUCAGCAAAUCCUAAUGUAACAGAUGUAGAUUUGGAAGAGUUAAUUUCUGAAAUUAUACAUGCCAGCAACAGAGGAGUGUCGGCUGUGAGAAAUGCAACUGGAGAACCAAAUUGGAGUUUUGGGCAAUCGCUUUUCUUCGCGAGCACAGUCGUGACAACAAUAGGUUAUGGUCACGUAACGCCACUUAGUAGAACUGGUAAAGUUUUCUGCAUGUUGUAUGCGAUGGUUGGCAUUCCUUUGACAUUGGUACUUCUUUCUGCAUUAGUGGAAAGACUUUUGGUACCAACAAUUGGAAUGCUACAAUGGCUUAAUUCGCGACUUGGUCAUUUGUAUCAACCUUUUAAUAUUAGAAUAAUGCACCUUAUGAUUAUUGUGCUCAUCCUGGUAUGCUUUUUCCUGUUGCUUCCGGCCGCUAUAUUUGCUACAAUAGAACCAGAAUGGGACUAUUUAGAUUCGAUAUAUUAUUGCUUCAUAUCCUUGACAACCAUAGGUUUAGGGGAUUACAUACCUGGUGAUUCAUUAGAUCAGCCUUACCGUCCUCUCUACAAAAUAGCAACAACUUGUUACCUAUUUUUGGGCAUAACUAUAAUGAUGUUAACGCUAGCAGUAUUCUACGACAUACCACAACUCAAUUUAGGUUUACUCUUUACGGUUAAAGGUGAUGAAAGUUCUGAAAAAUUACGUUUGGCUUCUUCUGGUCACGAUAUUCAUUACGGAGCUAAUACUUUAACGCAACAAAACGAAGAAGAAAAUACUCAUAGACAAGUAGUAAGGGUUAGAUCUCGACGGAACGACAGUCCAAGUCCAGAAGAUUCUGUUUUGAAGAUGAUUCCAUAAAAAAUAGUAGAAUUACAAUCCAUUACGUUUAGGUGAAAAUAUUUGAACCCGUCAUUUCGAAAAAAUAUGUAAAAAAAUAUUUUUCGUGACUCAAGUAAAAUUUAUAUUUUACUGGAUGAUUUGGAAAUUUUUGUUUAUAGAAUUUUCAUUAUAUUAGUUAGGCAUGAUUCCAGUAUUUUAAUUUAUCAUUUUCUCCGAAAUACUUCACAGUAGUUUUGAUUCCGGGUUUUACAGAUUUCAUGCUACUUUUAUAGAUCUAGUGCAUUUGUGUUAUCUGAAAAUUAUUAACGAAACUAUUACUUUGCAUAUUAUUCUCAAAUUAAAGUCAGUUAAAAGCUA